Messenger RNA from Cylicocyclus nassatus, 1133 nucleotides. NCBI's taxonomy places the organism in Eukaryota, Metazoa, Nematoda, Chromadorea, Rhabditida, Strongylidae. The record is from the annotation of a GenBank genome assembly.
CUACAGUCAAUCAUGGAGAGUGUAUUGCUCUGUUGCUAAACUCUGCGCUAACGCCGAUUUGCAUCAAUCUUCUCAUCAGCUGAGCCUUCGCGUCAUUCGCUUCCAUUUCAUCGCAGCUGAUGGCUAGUCGAUUUGUACCGUCGUUCACUUCACCGAACUCAGAUGUCGUAAAGACUUUUAUCGACAGAGUAGCUGCUAUAGAAAAGCUGCUUGUUCUCACCGGUGCUGGAAUGUCCACUGAAUCAGGUAUUCCUGAUUAUCGGUCAGAGAAGGUCGGUUUGUAUGAACGCUCAAACCAUCGACCAAUCACCAUCCAAGAAUUCCUCGCCACUGAUUCCGCGAAAAAAAGGUAUUGGUCGAGAAAUUUUUUGGCUUGGCCCAAUUUUUCCCGUGCCAAAUGUAACGCGGCUCAUCGGGCAAUCGCUUCUUGGGAACGUUCCAGUAAGUUCGUGUGGCUGAUCACGCAGAACGUGGAUAAUCUGCACACGCAGGCUGGGUCCGAAAUGCUAACUGAGCUACAUGGUUGCAGCCAUCGAGUAAAGUGCAUAAAGUGUGGUAAUGUGACUGGCAGAGCGUCUCUGCAGCCGAUUUUGGAGGAUCUGAAUCGAGAGUGGAUGAAAGUGCACGUAGCAGGCGAAGUUGCUCCUGAUGGUGAUGUAGAAUUGGAGGAUGGAGCGCACGAGUCGUUUGUACUUCCAACCUGUCAAAAAUGCGGCGGCAUUUUGAAAACGGAUGUUGUGUUCUUCGGCGAUAAUAUCCCCCGCAAGGUUGCUGAUGAAUGCUGGGAAAAGCUUGAAGAGUGUACUGGACUUCUUGUGCUGGGUUCCUCUCUUCAAGUCAUGUCUGGAUAUCGCUACGCUUGGUACGCGAAGUUGGAAGGCAAACCCGUAUACAUAGUGAAUAUUGGGCCAACAAGAGCCGACAAUUUCGCCGAUAUGCGAAUCAGUGCUCCAGUGACGGAAGUUGUGACCAAAAUUGGAUUACACAGUGUGUUAGGCUACGCAGCAGAUUAACAUGCAGACGACCGAACCAUUUGGGCGCAACUUUCACCGCUGUUCCUUCCACAGUUGCUGCUACCCUUAAUCUGCGUCUCUGACCUGCGCCCAGGGCCCGGCAUGAGUCGGUUUCUAGGG